Molecule: messenger RNA, 3534 nt
Organism: Uranotaenia lowii
Lineage: Eukaryota; Metazoa; Arthropoda; Insecta; Diptera; Culicidae
Product: PRL-1 phosphatase-like
Exons: 6
Coding region: 2963-3508 (181 amino acids)
Biological process (GO): protein dephosphorylation
Cellular component (GO): nucleus
Molecular function (GO): phosphatase activity
Source: RefSeq, a predicted model, not a curated record
CUCGGGACGGGAGCUCAGUCGAUUGAUGGAGUUUUCGGACGGUUGUUGAGCUAUAGCUUUCUGUGCAUCGUGAGCAUCCACGCGGUUCUUCAAUUGAAUAUAGUAUACCUCAUUUGCUGGUGUCGAAAUUCUGGUGAAAGAUAGUGUGUAUUGAAUCGGUCGGUCCAGUACUACUUAUUUAUUGGCGGAAGUAUUUUCCGCACAUAAUACAAAUUGUUUCAUUGUUGGAUGGUGGCCACAUUCUUCGAGGAAAGUGAGCAACAGGUUCUCUACUGUAAGGGCUAAGGAGUGUGUGUGCUUUGGGGGACACUGGAGACCGUGUCCCAGAUAUUUUGUUGUACGAUUUCCUUAGUCGUUGUUGCCAAGAGAGCAAGAAUUAUGCCCCAGAGAACCAAGUGCAAAUUGAAAUUGUUUAGUAAAAAGUUUUCCAAUUAACCAAGCGUAACCGUCGAAAGAGCUUUCUGCCGUUGUGGCAAUCCGUGCGUCUGUACCGGUUUUCGAGCGCCUAGAAAGUUGUCGCUACAUCGGAAACCUUGGAAGCGGAAAAAUAGGGUUUGUCCUUCUCGCGGAAUUCCGUCCAAUUUGCGAGUGCGAAUUUUCGCUAGUCUUCGAACCCUCCCGGCACGGUUUACAUGACUGACUGUAAGGGACGGCAAAGUCCCCCCGGAGUCAAUCAUCGCCAAAGAGUCCCCCGAAGAAGCGUCCAGCUUCGGUGGAUCAAACCGAGCCUCACGGUUCUACGCUGGGCUGGUGGACAACACCUUCUUCCUCAGCGACACCCCAGACUGCAACUGAGUGCAUUCUUCAAGGAGAGUGUUACAUGAUGAUGAGUGACUGACUAGUGACUACCUUAAAGCAACCUCCCUAAAAAAAUUCGACCGGCAGUGCUGAUAAAGAAUUCGAUCUGUGACGAGGAAACCCGCGAGUGUCUACUUUAGAAAUCGUUUCUGGGCAAUACAAGAAGUUAGAUGUGACUGUACAACGUUGUGCGCCAUCGUUUGGGAGAAGUUUCCAGAAGCAGUUAUCAACCUCCCUGAAAACUGAGCGCUUUAUCGACUGUGAAGUGACGCAACGCCCAUCGGUGAUUGUGAAGGUAUAUUUUGGUUUUGUUUUGCUGUGGCGACUAGUUCCAACCUCUAUGGAGUUUCAGCUAGACAGCGCAGAGUACUGCCAGGCACAACACAAAUAAGCUACACGCCCCCGCAGCCACCUCGUGGAUCUCGUCGUGGCCAUCCCAAAAUUGUAAAUUAUUUUUUUAAAAGUAAAAAUCCAUCAUCAGCUAGAUAACUCAACAACGCAAAUAAAUAUCACCAAUCUCCCGAAGAAAAAAAAACCAUCCCAAGCCCUUUGGUGGUGGCGUCGUCGUCGUCCUCGUCGUCAUCCUGAGACCUUAGGCUGGAGAGAGCUCUAGGCUGCAGCAUCCUGGUCACCUCAUCGAGUGCAUCAACCACCACCUUCAUCUAGAAGCAGCGGCAGCAGCCACCAAUUUUUGGCACAGCGAUUUGCAUCAAUUCACUUAUUCAUUCAUAGCCCCUCCCACGCGCUCUGCAAGGAAGAAGCGCCCUUAGGAACGGUUCAAUCUUUCCCUCUCGUUCGUUCGUUCGUUCGAAGUUUGGUGUAGGAAGGACGUGCUUGUGCAGCAGAUUUAGUCAGUUUCCAGUGGAAGAAUAUUUUUUUACGAAAAAGCAUAAGAACGGUUUCCGGUUGCCCACCUUUGUUGGGACCGCAAGAAAGGAAAAUUCAUAUCCAUCAAUCGCUGUAAAGGAGACUGGACUCUGGUGAAGUAAACACAGGAAGACGAAGAAGAAGAAAGGAGGCAAAAGAUAACACAACACAAAUUGGAAGCAGGCUGAAGAUAGCACUCCCGCAUACUUACCUAAGUUUGAUUCGUUACGUUUCGUUCCGUUUCCGGACAAGUGUCAAUCAGAUUUGAAGUCCCUUUUUGGGAGGUGUGAAUUUGUGUGGCGAUAGAGCAAAAAUAUCAGUUUGCAAGCUUCCCUCAACGGCAACCCUUUACCGUUAAUUGUCCAUCAGAGCAAAUUUGGAAGAACGAGCAGUUCGAUUUUGGACAUCGGAACAACAUUUCUGAGGUAAUCCCAAAUUUGACACACAACGACAAGAAACGGGAAGCGAUCGUCACAAUAAGGAAGGCAGCCGAAGGAUAAAGAUAAACUGAGGAAAAGCCAUCAGCUGUACUGUACUGAACCCAGUUCUAUAUCGAGAUCCCGACACUGAGGCAGAGAACUUUUGCUGUGACAGUUGAUUCAUCACCAUCAUCAUCACUGUUGUUCCGAUUGUUGACACACGAGAACGAACGAGAUAUUCUCCGUCUCGAGAGAUCGGAAGGGAUUCAUCUUGGAAGCGCACCAGCAGAUAAGACCGAUCUCCUGCUCCGAACCCAUCAAAAAUCAUCCGGAGAACUGUGUGAUAUCGUGGCUGCCUGGGCAGAUCCGAGAUUCUGUGGUGCAAAAAUUCCGACGCAAUUUGGUGUUCCGAAGUGAAAUAAGAGUGAUCCCAUCUGACUUAGAUUUCGUGAAAUCGAACCGAGAAAAGCGUACCGAAGCAAAACAGUGGAAAAUAAUCUAUCGAAUUGUUCUAUAAUUUGUGAUAUAGUAUACAGCUUAUUUGUUUUAAGAAUUUGAUUUUAAUCUUGUGUGCGUCGUAAGGAAGGUAGAAGCUAUUCCGUGGGGCUUGUUGGAUUUUUGCCAAUUUCGGUUUUUGAACAAGCAUCCAGUAGGGCCGGUGUGUUAUCAUCGUAAUUCAGGAUCCAGAAAGGAAAACAAGGCGAGGAUAUCUAUCUAUCUAACCCCACAAAGUCAUCAAAGCAGCUACAACGACGGCAGCGGCAUCCGUAAGCGAGCGACCGAGAGGGGACAAUUUGCGGCAGCCACUGCGGACCCUUCAGCUUCAGCAGCAGCAGGGAUCGGCAACAACUAACUUUCGAGGCGGCGGACAACGAUUAAUGACAACCGUCAUCAUGCGUCAGAAGGACAUUCGACCUGCUCCGGCCCGGAUCGAGUUUAAGGGCAUGAAGUUCCUGAUCACCGACCGUCCAUCGGAUCACAAUAUCCACUCCUAUAUUGCGGAGCUCAAGAAGCACAACGUGGUGGUGGUGGUUCGCGUCUGCGAGCCCAGCUACAAGAUCGAGGAGCUGGCCAGCCAGGGCAUCGUGGUGCGGGACCUGGCCUUCGAGGAUGGCACCUUCCCGCCGCAGAACAUCGUCGACGAGUGGUUUGAAAUUUUGAAGCAAAACUUUCUUUACAGAUUCCACGAGGAUACGGAGGCGUGCGUGGCCGUGCAUUGCGUGGCUGGACUCGGCCGGGCACCGGUUCUGGUAGCGCUGGCGUUGAUCGAACUCGGUUUGAAGUAUGAGGCGGCCGUCGAACUGAUUCGGGACAAGAGGAGAGGUGCUAUCAAUGCCAAACAGCUGUCAUACUUAGAGAAGUAUAAGCCCAAGUCACGACUAAAGCACAAAAAUGGUCACAAGAAUUCGUGCUGCGUGCAAUAAAACUAUCAAAAAUCCCACCAGUUAAA